AAUAGUGGGAACUGAAAACUUUCACAUACAGAAGAAUUCUUGACUGUGUUUUUUAAGGAAAAUUCUCUAGAAGAUGAUAACUUGUUUUGUUUAUAAGGGAGGAGAAAGAGGGAGACACAACAGGGUAGGAAAUUAAAGUUUUUUGUGAUGUUUAGGAAUGAAAAGGCUAAAAGGGGGCAAUAAUAGGGGCAUUGUAGUCAAUGAGGAAGGAACUGUCAUUCAAAGUUGAAGGUAUAGUGUGGAGAAAGAGAAUCAUGUUAUUACCUCAAUUUUUACCCUUCAAACUUUUCUUCUGUCUCCAUCCAUCUCUUAACCUAUUGUACAACUCUCCUAUUUUUUUCAAAAGCCCUAGGAACCCCAUAUACAUCUAUUUCUAACUCAAACGACAAUAUUAAUGGAAGCAUUAAUAUAAGAGAUGAAACUCUGAAUUUGCACCACCCUUUUAAGGAAAAACAAAACCAAAAUGUUAUCAAUCCCUGAAUUCAAAAACUUCUAAAAAAACAAACAUUGCCCCGGGUAGCCUUAGUAUUACUCAAUAUAUAAAAUCUGCAACUGCAAAUAGUAGAGAGGAACAGUCCCCUCACACUCCCAUCAAUCUUAUCACAUCCUCAAACAUAAAAAAAAGAAAAAUCUUCCUUUGCUUCACCACUUGGAACUUCACUCUCUCUCUCUCUCUCUCCAAAAAAAAAAAAAAAUUAGAAAUCUGUAAUAUCAAUCGUGAUUCAGACUUUGUUUCCUUUUCAUUUUCUUUCAAGGUAGUUGUGUUCCUUAACACAAACCUCAAAAACGCAAAGACAUUAGAAAAGAAUAUUUUUUAGAGAACAGCGUUGCUCCACCACUGUUUCCCAGAUUAUAAGUAUAGUAAUCCUUUAUCCGUCUAAUCUCCAUCCAUCCAUCCAUCCAUCCAUUCGUCCCUCACUCUCAUUCACUCCCUCACUUCCCUUACUCACUCACUCUGGUCACUGUCUUAGGAACCCUAGAACAAGCAAAGAGACAAAACCAACCUUGGAUCUGCAAAGCCAAAGGCUCAAGUUCCAUGGAUUCAAUUCAAGAAUUUAUGGACUCCUGUAACUCUCACAUCACCACCACCACAACCGCUAUCACCGCCACCACCAACAGCUUAGUCGGUACCUCCAAUUCCCCUUCCGCUUCCCCCAACACCAGCAGCCGCUACGAGAACCAAAAGCGCCGUGACUGGAACACCUUUGGCCAGUACCUCAAGAAUCACCGACCACCUCUCUCCCUCUCCCGGUGCAGCGGUGCACACGUCCUUGAAUUUCUCAGGUACUUGGACCAAUUUGGAAAGACGAAAGUGCACACUCCGAUCUGUCCAUUUUACGGCCACCCAAACCCUCCAGCACCAUGUCCAUGUCCUCUAAGACAAGCCUGGGGAAGCCUUGAUGCCCUCAUAGGUCGUCUGAGGGCAGCAUAUGAGGAAAACGGAGGGAAGCCUGAAAUCAACCCAUUUGGAGCAAGAGCUGUGAGACUCUACCUCCGGGAGGUUCGUGAACUUCAGUCCAAAGCAAGAGGCAUCAGCUAUGAGAAGAAGAAACGAAAGCGUCCACCACCACCACCACCACCACUUCCACAACCACAACAACAACAAUCAUUGACUCUUCCUCAUCACCACCACCAUCACCACCACCACCACCUCCCUCCCUCAGGUGCAACUCAAUAAGAUUGUGAAUAGCUAUCCAGCUAUGCUCAUUCCAUGGAAAAUCCCACUCAUCUGGCUCCCAACGCUUUUCCUGUCAUUAUUUAUGAUCUCUAUUUUAAGUAGUAUAUUUAAUUUAAUUAGGGUUUUCGUGAUUUUUCAGCUGAAAGUUUUCUAGUAGUAGUCCAUGUAGACUGCUGCUUGUAGUUUUAUCCUGUUUGCUCUGGCAGGAACAAAAAAAGGUUAAAGAUGAGGGAUAUAUGAUGAAGCUGCUUUUAAAGAAUACUGUGUGGUACUGGCAGUAGACUACUAGUGGGGGUACCUAAAAAGUGGUAGUGCGAGUGAAUGAACGAACCAACGAAUGAAUAUACAACAAGGAAGCCAUCAUCGUCACUGUGAGGAACCAAAAGCAACGCAUUAUUCAUAGUUUUCUUUAUGUAUGUAUGUACCUUUUUAUAUCCUCCAUAUAUGUCAAUCUUAUUAGACUUGCAGACUAUAUAUAUAUAUA
Messenger RNA from Vigna radiata var. radiata (mung bean), 2162 nucleotides. Its product is annotated as protein LIGHT-DEPENDENT SHORT HYPOCOTYLS 4. The transcript has 2 exons. Gene Ontology annotation, biological process: mRNA transcription; response to light stimulus. Gene Ontology annotation, cellular component: nucleus. Bases 1037 to 1678 code for a protein of 213 amino acids. NCBI's taxonomy places the organism in Eukaryota, Viridiplantae, Streptophyta, Magnoliopsida, Fabales, Fabaceae. The record is from RefSeq and is a predicted model, not a curated record.